Acanthosepion pharaonis is the source of this 1053-nucleotide messenger RNA. NCBI's taxonomy places the organism in Eukaryota, Metazoa, Mollusca, Cephalopoda, Sepiida, Sepiidae. The record is from the annotation of a GenBank genome assembly.
AUGUCAACGUCAGAGAACACCUUCUCCACAGAUACAGUCACCACAUCCGGAACGUCGGAUGUGGAUAUGUAUCCUGGGAGUAUCCCCCAUCAGUCAGAACUUAUGGCAAGAGAUCACCAACCUUUGUUGACUAUCAGUCAGUCACAAGUUACCUCACAGUUAGGAUUCCAUACUACUAUGAAGCAGGGAUCACCAGCAACGUCAAAUUCAACAUCAUCACCAAGUCGUGAGAGCAGCGACGACAGUGACGACAGCGUACCUUUGGCACAGCUUGCCAGUAUAAAGCGGACUGCAGCAAUGGAGAAUUCUAUGGACACUUGUUCAUCAAAAAAGCAAAAGACCCCCAAAAAGAAGAAGAAGAAGGAUCCAAAUGAACCUCAAAAUAUUAUUGUCUUCUUUCCAUCUCUUCUUUCUUCUUUUUCUUCUCCUCCUCUUCCUUCUUCUUUUUCUUCUCCUCCUCUUCCUUCUUCUUUUUCUUCUCCUCCUCUUCCUUCUUCUUUUUCUUCUCCUCCUCUUUCUUCUCGUCUUCUUCCUCCUCCUUCUUCUCGUCUUCUUCCUCCUCCUUCUUCUCGUCUUCUUCCUCCUCCUUCUUCUCGUCUUCUUCCUCCUCCUUCUUCUCGUCUUCUUCCUCCUCCUUCUUCUCGUCUUCUUCCUCCUCCUUCUUCUCGUCUUCUUCCUCCUCCUUCUUCUCGUCUUCUUCCUCCUACUUCUUCUCGUCUUCUUCCAUCACUUUCUCUUCUUCUAUCUCUUUCUCUUUCUACUCCUCCUCCUCUUUCUGAAGAUUCUGUCUUUUGCCUUUUUUAUAUUACUUUCUCUCACUCUCACUUUUCUCUUUUUCUCUAUCAUUUUACUCUUUCCUUUUAUAUCCUUUCUUUGCACACCUCCUUUCAACCGACUCUCUUUCUGUUCCUCUUUGCUUUUCUCGCACUUUCUCUUUUCACCUACUCUCUCUUUAAAUCUGUUCUUUUUAACCUGAAAUUUUCUUUUCUUUCAUACACCCACCUUUCCUUUUUUCUCUAUCCACUCUCUUCCUUUCUUCCUCUCUUUCUCUAA